This is a messenger RNA of Symbiodinium sp. CCMP2592, 1425 nucleotides long. NCBI's taxonomy places the organism in Eukaryota, Dinophyceae, Suessiales, Symbiodiniaceae. The record is from the annotation of a GenBank genome assembly.
AUGGCUCCGAAGGCCAAACGUGCUGGCUCCAAGAAAACCAGGACUUUGAAGCGGCCUGCUGCUGCGAAGCCUCGGGCUCGUCCAGAGCCUGUCCUCCCGAAUAUCACGGAGGAUAAGUUUUGCUUGAAGACCUUCAUCUCAGAUCUCUGGCGGGCCCUUAACAUCCGAAAGACGGACAAGGCUUCAUGGUCGGUUCUUGAGGUUGCUACUUCCUGCAGUGGCGUGGGGACACCGAUCCACUGUUUGGGGAUGAUGUUGGGCAAGGAAUGGAUUCGUGAGCUGUAUGCCGUCGAACAAGAUCCGGCUGCAGCACAGUUCUUGAUGACAAAUUUCGAGCCACUUCAUGUGUUCCAGGAGGCAGCCGACAUCAAGAAUGGCCGGGGCAUGUGCUGGCGGCAUGGAUGCUCGUGCGACGUCCCUUCAGGAGAACAGAUCUUCGUCGCGGGCUUUUCGUGUAAGGCCUUUUCGGUACAGAAUCCUGGCAGAUUCUCUGAGGAUGCCAGUGCCAAGGCCCACGUGACCCUGCAGGCGUGCCAGGACACAAUCCAGCUUCGCAAGCCCCACAUUGUCUUGCUGGAAAACACGAGCGGUUUGAGGUGUGUCAGCGGUGGCGGCAAUCAGGAUCCUUUGCUCAACACGGUCAUGGAGCGCCUCGCUGCUUCGAGUGGCCCAGAUCGUGUCACCAAGUGUGUGAUGGGCGAUGCCUCUCCGCUGCCCUGUGCGAGAAAGAGGAUGCUCUUUUACAACGCAGAGACGACGGUGGCUCAGAGGUUGGAAGACAUGCACAAGCGACUUCAUGAGCGAUGCCAGGCCAUGCCCAAGCACUGUGUGUCCAGCAUGCUUGAGCCGUUGAAUCUGGUGACGUCGGCUUCUGAGGGAAUGCGCGUGACAGAGAAGGCCGAUUUUGAGUCGCGGUAUCACACAGCCUUCUCGAAACAGCUGGCCAAAGCAGUUCACUGUGCCAGACUCCCCAGUGAUGUCAAGAUUCCCAAGGUGCGGCCUUCGAAGCAGUUCUCCCAUGCUUUGACCGCAUGGGAAUGUGCACAGAUCGAUAUCUUUGGCCUUAUGUUGGAUCACCAAAUUUCUAAGGAAGGCUCCAGCGGGAAUGGCAGACCCAAGCUGGCAGAUGUGUCUCAGAGCCCCAACCGUGGCACGUUGUUCACCCAAGGUACUUGUGCGACCGUUUGCACGAGCUCUAAGUGGUACGAGCACGAGUCGCAGACGGUCAUUUCACCCGUCAGCUUCUUUAAGAUUCACGGCCAUCACAUGAAGAAGCUCAAGGGAUGUGAAGUGGGACAUACCUUCUCGGCAGCAGAUAUCCGCCGCUUUGCUGGUAAUGGCAUGGCCUGCACCAUGAUGGUGUGUGCAUUGACUCCUUGUUUGUUAGAGCUCGGCUACCUCCAACAUGUUCCGGCCAGCUCCUAG